Molecule: messenger RNA, 799 nt
Organism: Clupea harengus (Atlantic herring)
Lineage: Eukaryota; Metazoa; Chordata; Actinopteri; Clupeiformes; Clupeidae
Product: glycoprotein hormone beta-5
Biological process (GO): G protein-coupled receptor signaling pathway; regulation of thyroid hormone receptor signaling pathway
Cellular component (GO): extracellular region; cytoplasm
Molecular function (GO): hormone activity
Source: RefSeq, a predicted model, not a curated record
ACACAUACACGUUGUGGAUUAGCCUGCCUGACUACCCGUUCGGAAUGAAUUCAUUAGCCAUGGAUAUCAGGCGAUUUUUGAAGAGACCAUCAAGUGCUUUCACUCACACAGAUGCCCGCAGAAGGCCUCAAGUACAAAACCAUCACCUGCGCCUGACGAGUUUUAUCUAAAGGACCCUCACCUGCGCCUGUCGAGUUUUAUCUCAAGGACCAUCACCUGCGCCUGACGAGCUGUAUCUGAUAUCCCCUCAGAGUGGGAGCGCUAAACUCAACUCCAGAAACUAUCUUCUUCUGGACCUCAUUGGACCCCGAUGGACCUCCGCUGGACUGGAACCUCCAGGUCUGCCCUCCUGGCACUGGUGUGUGUGUUGCUGUGUGCGGGGCUGCACUCAGAGGGGCGUGUGAGGGGCGGAGCCUCCAUGGUGUAUCUGAGGCGUUUCAUUGGCUGCGCCGUGAGGGAGUUCAGCUUCCUGGCCAAGAAGCCGGGCUGCGGCGGCCUGCACAUCACCACCGACGCCUGCUGGGGGCGCUGUGAGACCUGGGAGAAACCGGUGCUGGAGCCGCCCUACGUGGAGUCCCACCAGCGGGUGUGCACCUACAACGAGACGCGCCUGCUGACGGUGCGCCUGCCCAACUGCUCCGCCCACGUGGACCCCGCCUACACCUACCCCGUCGCCCUGCGCUGCGACUGCGCCGUGUGUCUGACCAGCACCACGGAGUGUGUCACGUCUGUCUGAGGACACACACACACACGCACGCACGCACGCACACACACUCUCUACUCACUGACACACACACAC